GUUUCCAAUCCCUCAAGAACACGUGAGUGUUCGGCUUAGUACGAACAUUUUCCGAGCGUAAAUAGAUUCCCUGUCAGGUUUUCCACGGAUUCAUCGCCAAGCAAUGAAAAUUAUCCCAUUUCCCUCAUUCGCCACUUAUUUUUCACCGCAUACGGUUCUACGACACACAUUUAGCUGUCGCCAUUUUUAUCCGAUCAGUUUUCCUUCUGUCUAAAUGGAAAUCUACAAAAAAGAUGGAUUUUUUCAAAAAUAUUGUGAGAGUGCUCGGAAAAAUUUCAGCCAGAAUGAAUUUAAUGACUUCGCGCAACUAGACCGUGACAAAAAGCGAUUCCAGUUGAUUAACUCUUCGAAAUCAAUCAUAACCGAGUUGAAAUUAGCACGUGAAUAUAAUGGAAAAAAUCUUCAACAAUCGCUCAACUUCAAGAACCUCGGGAACAAGGCUUUCCAAAGGGAAAGCUGGAACGAAGCGUUGGCAUACUACAACAUGUGCUAUAUGGCUACACCCGGUAGCAAUGACAUGGAAAGAGCUAUCAUUCUUGCAAACCGGUCAGCAGCGUUAUAUCAUUUGGAAAAAUACGAUUUAGCGUUAGAAGAUAUUCAACGAGCGAUCCGCUUCAAUUAUCCUAAAGAUAUGAUGUAUAAGUUAACGGAACGCCAGGCGCGUUGUUAUCUUGGCAAAAAGGAUCAUGUUAGCGCACUGAAAUGCUUCAAAGACACUCUACCAGCUUUGGACGCAUGUAAACUACCUCUCGAACGUCGUCAAAAAUUGGAGCGCGAUGCACAAAUAAUGAUUAACUUACUUCCGAAAAACAUCGAAGCAGAAAAGAAAUUAGCAAAAAGCAAGAAACCAUCCAAUCCUACUCCAAAGAAGUCCACUGUACCAACGCACUACGUUGAUAGUUCGCUCUAUUUUGAUUACACCGUAGACGAGGGCAGAUUCGCUAGGACCAAGAGUGACCUAAAACCGAACACAAUUCUUUUGCUGGAAAAACCGCAUGUAUCCGUACUGCUAGAAGAGUACAGUUUGAGCCACUGCAGCAAUUGCUUCAAGCGUGUAACUGUUCCUAUUUGCUGCUCGCAAUGCUCCGAUGUGAUCUUUUGCUCCGAAGAAUGCGAAAAAAUGGCCACCACAACCUAUCACCAGUAUGAAUGUGGAUUUUUGCCUAUUUUCUGGAAAUCUGGUGCCUCAAUAACCUGUCAUAUGGCGUUGCGAAUAAUCACGCAGAAAACGGAGGAAUAUUUCUUGAAACUACGUCCUGAGCUUCAGAACCUAGAAAGUGGUACAUUUGAUAAGUUACCUAUUGAUGAUUAUAGGAGAGUUUACCAGUUGGUGACUCAUGAAAAGACACGAUCACCAGAAGACUUUUUCCAGCGAACAUUGAUGGCGACUUUACUGAACGCAUGCCUUGUGCUUGGCGGAUAUUAUAAAACUAAAGACAGUGAAAGCUUCAUUGGAGGUCUUCUCCUACACAACCUCCAGUUUCUGCAGUUCAACGCCCAUGAAAUUUCUGAACUGCAGCGUGAAAAUGAACGCGAUAUAGGAAAAUCCGUUUUCAUCGGAGGUGGUCUGUAUCCUACAUUGGCACUGUUCAACCAUUCUUGUGAACCGGGCGUCACUCGGUUCUAUCGUGGAAACUCCGUAUGUGUUCGCACGGUUAAGCGCAUUCCAGCUGGAUCAAUGGUUGCGGAAAAUUAUGGACCAUUGUUUACCCAAGUGAAUCGUGAGGAACGUCGCAAUACGCUACUCAAUCAGUACAAGUUUACGUGCACCUGUCGGGCAUGUACGGAGCUCUGGCCUAAGUUUGCGGAUAUGGAUCCUAACAUGUUGCGUUUUAAAUGCGACAGCGGAAAACCUUGCAACAAUGUUCUGUUGAUUCCAGCGGAAAUCAACGAGUUCAUGAUACUUUGUACGGAGUGUGGUGAACAUACUAACAUUAUGAAAGGACUCAAAUCGCUACAGGAUACCGAUAUGCUCUUCAAAUCGGCAACUAAACUCCACGAUGCCGGGCAAUACGAGUUGGCCUUAUUGAAGUAUGUGGAAAUGUUGAACAUUUUAGAUGAAGUGUUGGUGCCCCCGUACCGUGAUUUUCAUUUGUGCCAGCAAGGGUUGAGGGCAUGUAUGCUGGAAUUUGGAAACCGUUACAUUGCAACAACUGCUAAAAAAUAAUCGAC
Molecule: messenger RNA, 2172 nt
Organism: Wyeomyia smithii (pitcher-plant mosquito)
Lineage: Eukaryota; Metazoa; Arthropoda; Insecta; Diptera; Culicidae
Gene: Smyd4-3
Product: SET and MYND domain-containing protein 4
Exons: 6
Coding region: 215-2167 (650 amino acids)
Molecular function (GO): protein binding
Source: RefSeq, a predicted model, not a curated record